Messenger RNA from Funneliformis geosporum, 936 nucleotides. NCBI's taxonomy places the organism in Eukaryota, Fungi, Glomeromycota, Glomeromycetes, Glomerales, Glomeraceae. The record is from the annotation of a GenBank genome assembly.
AUGUCAGAUUUGUUAUCGAAGCUAACUUUGCCUGCCCCAACCGAGGUUCCCGAUAUAUUUAAGUUAUUCCCAAAAAUUCGGAAGUGGACCUUUCCAAAAAUGACACUCUCGACACCCCCUCAAAAACUUCCAGAGUUAACAUUGAUAGGAACGUCCAGAGCAGCAGAUUCCACUUCAUUUUAUAUUCCCGAAUUAAAUUGGCUCUUUGACGGGGGAACAAAAGUGACGAAUUAUUUUCCCUCUCAUAUAUUCAUCACACAUACGCAUACAGAUCAUUGUUUAGCGUUGUGUAGGUAUAAUUCACGUAGAAAACCUCCUACCAUUUACGCACCAAUGGAAUCUGUUCAAUUGGUUGAGAAUUUUAUGAGAUCCGCUCAAGCAAUUACUGACAAUUAUGCCUUGAGAAGGGGUGAUUCAUUUUCUUGUUUGGGCGUUAAGCAAGGUGAUAAGAUUACACUGUUUUUAACUUCUUCAAAAAGUUACAUAGUUUAUUCAAAACGAAAACGACUCUCAUCUGCUUACAAGCAUAUGACAACUAAAGAAAUCGCCAAAUUCCGCCAAGAAAAUCCUUCGACAGAGAUAAUGGAACCUUACCUGGCUCCAUUAUUUGCGUUUAACGGUGACACCACGAUUAAUGCGUUUUUUCCUAACCGGACCAAUGAUAAGGGGGCAUUUAAAGAAGUUCCCGUAAUAAUAACCGAAUGCAGCUUUUUGUUAGACGAACAUUUAGAUCAAGCCAAAAAAACCAAGCACACCCAUUGGAAAGAUUUGAAAAAGAUUGUCAAGGAAAAUAGAACUCAAAUUUUCAUUUUAAUUCAUUUUAGUUGUAGGUAUAGCGAGGAUAGCAUUAGAAAUUUUUUUGAAGAGGAAAGAAAGAAAAUAAGGGAGGAAACCUAUGAUAAUUAUGCAUUGGAAAAUGUUGUCAUUUGGGUUUAA